Neltuma alba is the source of this 1629-nucleotide messenger RNA. RefSeq names its product peroxidase 16-like. The record is from RefSeq and is a predicted model, not a curated record. NCBI's taxonomy places the organism in Eukaryota, Viridiplantae, Streptophyta, Magnoliopsida, Fabales, Fabaceae. The coding region runs from base 512 to 1498 and encodes 328 amino acids. Gene Ontology annotation, molecular function: peroxidase activity; heme binding. The transcript is spliced from 4 exons. Gene Ontology annotation, biological process: hydrogen peroxide catabolic process; response to oxidative stress.
UAAAGCAUGCUUUUUUACAAAAAAAAAAAAUUUUAAAAAAAAUCCUAGUGCAUGUAAUGGCAACUUAAUGACAUACAGUUUUGUCCAAUUCAUAAUAUUCCGAGAUUAUGUACAAACCAACUAUCUUCAUUUUGGAGGAAACUAACAAAAAGCACAAGUAAAAUAAGUCAGAAUUAAUCACGCUGUGUCAGCCCUCAGGGACCAGAUAAACUUUCUCUCGUGACUAUGAUAUUUUAAAACGCAUUUGGCCAUAUUGCACCAAUCCAAGAGCUUCCACUGCAACCUCUUCUUAAAAAUUAUUAAGCAGCAUGGCAACGUGUGCUUUGUCAGAUAUUAUUAAAACACUUGCACGUUCUCCGAAGGCAAAUUCUGUAGGUAUGUAGUUCUUGGUCCAUCUCUUGCAAAUUUUUAACCCUCUACGAUUCUCUCCAGAAAAUCAUCUUGACUAUUAGUGCAGUGACAACCAAUAAACCCAUGGUGGAGUAACAAGUCCAAAACCAGCAACAGAAAAAUGAGUUCCUCGAGUAGCUUCAUUUUGUUUCUUGUUAGCCUGCUUUCUUUGCAGCUCAUAGCAGCAAGUUUUGGCCAACUUCAGGUGGACUAUUACAAUCAUUCAUGCCCAAAUGUUGAGUCGAUAAUUCGAGCCGCAGUUGAAAGGAAAUUCCAGCAGACAAUUGUAACUGCGCCUGCUACACUUAGGCUUUUCUUCCAUGAUUGCUUCGUUAGGGGAUGUGAUGCUUCUGUGAUUCUGGCUAAGAGAAACGGUGCAGCAGAGAAGGUCAAUCCCAUUGAUCUGUCACUGGCUGGUGACGGGUUUGAUACUGUGCUUAAAGCCAAGGCUGCGGUUGAAGAGGUCCCUGGCUGUAGAAAUAAGGUUUCAUGUGCUGAUAUAUUGGCAUUGGCCACAAGGGAUGUCAUUACACUGACAGGAGGACCGUCUUAUACAGUAGAGCUGGGAAGGCUUGACGGGAGAAUCUCCACGAAAGCCAGUGUGAGACGCCGCAUUCCUCAUGCUAAUUUCAAAUUACCUAAGCUGGAGGCAAUGUUUGCUUCACAUGGUCUCAGUCUCACAGAUCUAGUUGCUCUAUCAGGAGCACAUACUAUAGGUUUCUCUCACUGCAGUCAAUUCUCUAGACGCAUUUACAGAUUCAGAAGCAGGAACAGUAUUGAUCCAACACUUGAUUUGGGUUAUGCACAACAGCUCAGGAACUGGUGCCCAACAAAUGUAGACCCCAGAAUUGUCGUAAGCUUGGACCCCACUACGCCUUGGAUAUUUGAUAAUCAGUAUUUCAAGAAUCUUCGGCAAGGCAAAGGACUCUUAACAUCUGAUCAAACUUUGUUUACUGAUAGAAGAUCAAGGAAGUUGGUUAACUUGUUUGCAUCCAACAGCACAGCCUUUGAACAGGCUUUUGUAACUGCCAUGACAAAACUCGGACGGAUUGGGGUCAAAACAGGAAACCAGGGUGAAAUUAGGCAAGAUUGUACCAGGGUCAAUUAGAUCACCGUCCUUUACUUCUUCACCGUUUUUCUUUACAAUUUAUCAAUGCUUGUUUCAUUCUAAUCUUUUAGGCCGUAACGUAUGGAAUGUCUCCAUUUAAUCAUACAAGCUUUGCCUCAUGAAUUAUAAUC